Pyrus x bretschneideri (Chinese white pear) is the source of this 1850-nucleotide messenger RNA. Its product is annotated as putative leucine-rich repeat receptor-like serine/threonine-protein kinase At2g19230. Gene Ontology annotation, molecular function: protein kinase activity; ATP binding. The record is from RefSeq and is a predicted model, not a curated record. The annotation marks the transcript as partial. Lineage: Eukaryota; Viridiplantae; Streptophyta; Magnoliopsida; Rosales; Rosaceae. Gene Ontology annotation, biological process: protein phosphorylation. The transcript has 7 exons.
CUUCUUGCAGGAGGCUGUGUGUUAAACUUCACAUCCAUUCCAUUCCAACCAACUGGGGAGUGCCUCUCUCACGUAGGACAUAAAAUAAACGUUUGGGGAAGCUACACCACAAGCCCGUGCUGCCAAAAAGUCCUCACCACCAUGUCCGAAGCCUUAGCCAUUCACGCAGUCAAGACUCAGGGCAGUGCCAGUGUCUUUCUUCCAGAACAAGAAUGGAAAAACUGCAGCGGCCCUUUUCAGAAGGAGCGAGGCGUGUCUGCAAAAAACUGUCAUUUUGAUGGCCUUUACUAUGGUAGCAGCGCGUGCUCGAACACAACUCUUGCAUCCAUCAAGAAAGAGCAGGCCUUCCAAAACGCGAUAAGUAAUUGCUCAAACCUUAGCAAUGCGUUUGAGGAUGUUUGCGGCAAUUGCAGCAAGGCGGUAUUAGGCUUGAGGGACGAUUUGCUGAAUGCAUAUGAAGUGAAGGAUGGGAACGCAACUGAGACGGGCAUAUGUGGUAUAGCAGCUGUUAUUUCUGUUUUAGAAGAGAAGAUGAACAAUACCUUUUCAAUCGACAAUGACUUUAUGUUGUGUAUGUCUUUUUUAGACACCUUCGAACCAGGCUACAUCAAAAUCAAAUAUUCUUUGGCAGAAGCGAUACUUUCCAUCUUAAUAGGCAUCACCGCUGUGACACUGAUCAUCCUGCUGAUAAAAUUUGUGACCAAGAAGCAGCCUCAAAAACCAGUUCGCUCGGGACCGAUUACUACAUGGUCUGGCCUGUACAGGUUCUCCAAGGCCGAGAUUGAGAAUGCCAUUAAUACUGAAAGAAAGGACCUUGGACGAGGAAGCGCUGGUCAAGUUUAUAAAGGGGUUCUUCCGAGCGGGCAAGUGGUGGCCAUUAAGCACAUUAACAAGAGCAACACAUCCGAUUCAUUUACUAGAGAAGUGGAAGGCCUUUCGAGGGUUCGACAUCCAAACUUGGUUUGCCUCUUUGGUUGCUGCGUCGAAGAUGGCGAACAAUAUCUUGUGUAUGAAUAUUGCGCUAAAGGGAAUCUAGCUAAACACCUCCUAAGAAACGAUCCUGUCUUAACAUGGGAAAGAAGAGUUAGGAUUCUAAGAGAUUGUGCACUUGCUUUGAGAUAUCUCCACCAUUAUAUUGAUGGAUGCAUUGUUCAUAGAGAUAUUAAGCUUACAAACAUCCUUUUGACGGAUAACUUGGAACCCAAGCUAUCUGAUUUCGGGCUGGCAAAAAUGUUGGGUAUGGAGGAGAGCAAAGUAUUUACAGAUGUUAGAGGAACCAUAGGCUACAUGGAUCCAGAGUACAUGACCAAUGCCAAGUUAACCUGCGCGAGUGAUGUCUACAGUUUCGGCAUUGUUGCCCUGCAACUGCUAUCGGGGCAAAAAGUAUUUGAGCUGGAUCUUGAUGCUAGAGACCAACUAACAAGAAAGGCAAAGGAUAUAAGUAUGAACAAACGCCCUCCUGAGGAUCUUGAGGACCCAAGACUGAAUGGAAAUGUGAACAAGGCGGACUUUGAAUCGAUCCUUCAAGUUGCAGUACUUUGCGUUGCCAAAUCAAGCAAAGGCCGCCCUACGAUCGAUCUUGUUUUCGAAGAGAUGGACAAGGCUUGGAAGAACACUCUUGCUGACAUGAAGGCAAGGAAUAAAGGGAUAAGUUCAUCAGCAACACCACUGUCUAUGUCUUCCGAUGUGUUUUCAGUCUGACUUGCAAUUAUGAUCUAAAAAGUUUUUGGCUGUUGUGUGUAGGUCUUAUUCCUGAAGAGUAAGAUUGGAGUUAAUUUUGGGUCUUUGACCGCGUUUGUUUGGUGUUUAGUUAUCGGAAAAUAUGUACAAAUAGAACUGGAGGACUUUAA